Aspergillus homomorphus CBS 101889 is the source of this 2031-nucleotide messenger RNA. RefSeq names its product cytochrome P450. The transcript is spliced from 2 exons. Gene Ontology annotation, molecular function: oxidoreductase activity, acting on paired donors, with incorporation or reduction of molecular oxygen, reduced flavin or flavoprotein as one donor, and incorporation of one atom of oxygen; iron ion binding; heme binding. NCBI's taxonomy places the organism in Eukaryota, Fungi, Ascomycota, Eurotiomycetes, Eurotiales, Aspergillaceae. The coding region runs from base 400 to 1938 and encodes 512 amino acids. The record is from RefSeq and is a predicted model, not a curated record.
CUUGAAACGGAUGUCGAAGCCCCCCGUUCAUGCGCAUUAUAUCAUGCCUAUCUUACCUUGUACACCCUCUCGUUGCACAUCCUAUUCCUCGGGCCUUUUACCGACUCCACCAUAUCGCACGACUAAUCAUCUAGAUCUUGGAAUUUCUGCCUGUCUGUCCGCCAGUCUAGAUCGGCGUGUCGUUUGCCUCGGUCCAUUUUUUGUUUCUGGCAUUUACCCCCGCGCGCCGGCCCCGAUCGCAGUCAUUGUCAAUUUUCCUGGCCCCCAUCGACCGAAAUGUGAUAUAUAUUCGCUCCUUGCCGCCUUCCUAUCUGAACCUUUCCCCCGCCAACUCGCUGCUACUCCCCCCUCCGCUUGUAAUAUCCUCCUCGGUGGUUGACUGUCCACCGAUCGCCCAUCAUGUCGACCGUCCUUGUGAUGGCGGUUGUCGCCAUCACCCUUUAUGUUCUCUGGACGCUCUUGCUUCGCUGGCAGCAUGCGCAGAACGCUCGUCGCUGGAACUGUGGUUCGAUCCCAAGCUACCCUGGGAAUUGGCUCGGAACCAAUACCCUUAAAGAGGCCCUUCGCUAUGACAAGGACCGCUGCUUGCCCCUUUUGUCGCGUCAUCGGAUCGAGAAAGUAUCCGCCAGCCAGGGCCGCUACACGACCACUUUCCAACUCCGCCAACUGGGUCAGGAUAUCAUCUUGACAUGUGACCCCAAGAACGUCCAGGCCAUCCUCGCUCACCAGUUCAAGGAUUUCGAGCUCGGCGACCCCCGGCGCAAUGCUCUCCACUCGCUUUUGGGCAAUGGAAUCUUCACUGCCGAUGGUGAAUACUGGACCCGCUCCCGUGGCCUUCUCCGGCCCCAGUUUACCCGCGAUCAAAUCAGCGAUCUUGAGUUGGAGGAGCGACACGUACAGCAGGCUAUGCGCGCCAUGCCUGUAGAUGCCACUGGCUGGACCAAGCCCACCGACAUCCAGACAAUUUUCUUCCGUUUGACUAUCGACUCAGCUACAGAGUUCCUCUUCGGAGAAAGCGUUGAGAGCCAGGCUGCUGCACUCCGCAGUGGCAGCAACACCCAGGAUGACUUUGCUGCUCAAUUUGACCGCGGUCAAUGGUAUGCGGCUCAGCGCGCCCGCUUCGAAAAGAUCUACUGGAUUGUCAACAACAAAGAAAGCCGCCAAAUCGAUCGCAAUGUGCACGCCUACGUCGACCGCUUCGUUGAUCUUGCUCUCAACAUGGAUGCUGAAAAGAAACCCUCCCAUUAUGUCUUCCUGCAUGCUCUCACCGAGGUGACUCGGGAUCCUGUCGAAUUGCGUUCCCAGCUGCUCAACAUUCUCCUGGCCGGUCGUGAUACUACUGCUUCGCUGCUGAGUUGGUGUGUUCUUCUUCUUGCCCGCCACCCUGAAUACUAUACCCAACUCCGCGCCGCCAUCCUCGAAGAAUUCGGCUCCUAUGCCUCUCCCAAGGAUAUUACCUUUGCCGGUCUCAAGUCCUGCAAGCCCCUCCAAAACUUCCUCAACGAAACCCUCCGCCUCUACUCUAUCGUCCCCGGUAACCGCCGUAUCGCCGUCAAGAACACCACCAUUCCCACUGGCGGUGGUCCCACCGGCACGGAGCCUGUCUACGUCAAGAAGGGCCAGGCCGUGUUCUACAGCACCUUUGUGAUGCACCGCCGGAAAGACCUCUGGGGCGAAGAUGCGGACGAGUUCCGUCCCGAACGCUGGGAAUCCCGCAAGCCAGGCUGGGAGUAUCUUCCCUUCAACGGUGGCCCUCGCAUUUGCAUUGGCCAGCAGUUCGCUUUGACGGAAGCCGGCUACGUGCUGGUGCGCUUGUUGCAGCGGUUCGAUCAGAUCGAGGGUGUCGGCAAGACUGCCGAGGGUGAGAUCACUAUGGCUGUAAACCUGACCAACGCUCCCGGUGACAAUGUGACUGUCAGGUUGCACGAGGGCAACUAAGCCAUUUCAUGUAUCAUGUCGGGUUUAUUUUUGUUAUUUAGCGAUUUCCUUGGUCUUCGAAUUCAUUCAAAAUAUAGACUUUUUUUUUUUUUU